GGUUAGAAGCGAGAUUCGGUAAGAAGCGAAAUUUAACACGUCUACGUUCAGCGAAAUGGUAUUUCUGACUAAACCUUUCUCAUCUGAUUUUAUUCGUUGAAGAGUUUCAUACGAUUGAAGCAGUUGUCAAAAAUUAUUUGGGAACCCUGAGUUUUCUGACUUUGUCUUUGAAUUUUAGAUGAUUUGCUGCGGGCACUGGAUUAAGAAACAAUGGGAGCUCUUUUUAUGCAAAAAGUGCAGCAACUAAUCCUGAACCCAGAAUCUUGCUCGUUAACUGUGUUCCCUCUUCCUGAAAUGAUGUCCUCUGGUUGCAGCACUCAGUCUCAGUGCACAGUUAUUCCAGAAGCUAGGCUUCAGGCCAGAAAUGCUUCAGACAGUGGUAAUACUAUUUACAAUAGUCAAGUCCAGACAAAAGUCUUCCCACGACAGCCUAGAGCAUAUUCCUCUGCCAUUUUAGCUCAGUUUAUCCACCUGCACCUAUCUACUAUCAAGGACUUGCUCUAUGUUUCCGGACAUCACUCUACUGUGUCUUGCAGUGAGUCUGAAGUGGAUGCUGUCAUAGAAAAGGAGAAGAAACCGUCAUUUCAGGGGUUGGAUGAUUUUACGAAACGUAAUGGUGAUUGGAUGACCAGCACCCCUGUGCUCACGGAAUCAAACAAGUUUCGAUCGACAGGCGUCUCGUUGUGGAUGCCGUACCGACGUCAGUUCUCUUAGCUCAGCAACAGGUAAAAUGGAGGAUGCCAGGAUUUGGAUGACAUGGCCGGUAGCAGCAGCCAGAGAGCACAAUAAGGAGAGAAGGGAUGCUGAUGAAAAAGCCAAAGGGCACAAUACUACUUCCCUUUUCAUCUUCGCUUCCUUCUGGCUAGCUUGAAACGUAGUCGAUGAGAUUGGCGUUGUUGAAGACGCCGAUAUCCAUAAGCAUGUCGUUGACGUCAGGCGUGAAGGAGAACUCGAAAUGGGAACCGGAAGAAAGAGAGGCCGAACCGAUUGGGUCGAGAUCGUUGACGGCCAACGUGUCAAUGUCCAGCUUCAUGUCGGGUGGAAGGGAAAAGAGAUCCGUCGAGAUCCGUCAACGAGUCCAAAACAGUCAACGACGACUCACCAGUUCCGCUGGCCGAACUCAUCAUCAAACUCGGCUCCUAAUUGAUGCGCAUUGACGAGUGAUUCGAUUCGCCAUUUUUGCCGCCCACUCCGCCGCCGUUGAAGACCGAAAUGGCGUGACUGGGCGAUUCGUCCAUGUCCUCCGACUCGGCGUCCGGCUAGGGAGUCAAAGUUGCCACCAAAACAUCGCGGGCUCGCUCUUGAUGCUCAACGAGCCCAGGCUGAGAUGCGAUUGACCGCCAGAGUUGCUUCUGCUCCUGGGUGACCAA
Daphnia pulicaria is the source of this 1370-nucleotide messenger RNA. RefSeq lists its product as uncharacterized. The transcript is spliced from 6 exons. The record is from RefSeq and is a predicted model, not a curated record. The coding region runs from base 211 to 714 and encodes 167 amino acids. Lineage: Eukaryota; Metazoa; Arthropoda; Branchiopoda; Diplostraca; Daphniidae.